Miscanthus lutarioriparius is the source of this 780-nucleotide messenger RNA. The record is from the annotation of a GenBank genome assembly. Lineage: Eukaryota; Viridiplantae; Streptophyta; Magnoliopsida; Poales; Poaceae.
AUGGCAAGAAGGAGAAGAAGCCGAAGAUUGGUUGAAAAAGCGGUCAAUAUUCUUUCAGAAGAAGUUAGACUUGGUGGCCCCGUUCACUACCGGUGGAUGUACCCCAUGGAGAGAUUUUUUGUUCGGCUUAAAGCGCUUGUGAAGAAACAGAGCUCGGCCGGAAGAGAGUUUGUGGAUGAGGAGAAAGGAAAAUCGUGUCCUUCAACUACUUUGACUCUGGCUUCCAUCGAUAAGUUGAUAGACCAGCACUUCCCUGACUGGUUGGAACAGAAGGUUAUCCUAGGUGAUGGACUAGGAAUCACUAAAAAAGUUCGAGCUUUGGCUGCCAAACCGAGCAGACAUGGUGUGAGAUACAGCGGCUAUAUUAUUAAUGGUUUCAGGUUCCACACACUAAGUCGUGAGGCUGCAAGGUCGACACAAAAUAGUGGUGUAGUGAACAUUGCAGAAGAUGGGGUUAAUUAUUAUGGCAGAUUAACAGAUAUAAUAGAACUGACAUACACUGACUACAAGGUUGUUCUUUUCAAAUGUGAUUGGUAUGAUGUCCAUCAUCGUGCUGGUUUACGAAACGAUGAGUUUGGAUUACCACUUGUGAAUUUUUCAAAGAAAAUACACACCGGGGAAAAACUGGAGCAUGAUCCCUGUGUCUUUUCUUCACAAGUGGAGCAAGUCUUUUAUGUUGAACACCCAAAAGCUGAAGGAUGGAAUUCUGUGGUAAGAUUUAAGCCACGAGAUACUUUUGACAUGGGUGAUGAUGAACUGCCACCGGAUGAAGCAAAUUAG